Messenger RNA from Penicillium concentricum, 1560 nucleotides. RefSeq lists its product as uncharacterized. NCBI's taxonomy places the organism in Eukaryota, Fungi, Ascomycota, Eurotiomycetes, Eurotiales, Aspergillaceae. The coding region runs from base 1 to 1560 and encodes 519 amino acids. The record is from RefSeq and is a predicted model, not a curated record. The transcript has a single exon.
AUGUCCAGCAUUAUUCACAAGGUCAAGGAUGCCGUGACCGGCCAUCAUGAUAAGGAGACUACCCAUGACUCCAAGACAUCCAACAAGAUCGAUGAUACCCGGGAUAGUUACGGAUCCUCCAACAACACCACAGACAACAGCAAAUACACUUCCACCAACGCAGGCUCCAACACUUCAGGCUCCAACGCUUAUGGCUCAGGCACUGGCGCCGGCUAUGAGAACACACCCACUACCGGUGCUGGAGGCUACGGCUCUGGUACUACUACCGGCUCUACCACUGGCCACGGCCACAGUUCUGGCACUAGUGGCCUAAACUCUGGUUCCGGCUACGAGAACACAUCCUCCACCGGAGCUGGAAACUACGGCACUGGUAGCACUGGCCACGGUGCCAACAGCUCUGGCACCAUCCAUGACUCCAAGAAGGGUCCCAUUGAUGUCGGCUCAGGAUCAUCCGGGAACUACGGUUCUAACACUGCUGGCGGAUAUGGCUCCAACACUGGCUCCAGCAACAUCAAUGCUGGCCCCCACGACUCGAAGCUAGCCAACAAGAUCGACCCCCGCGUCGAUAGCGACCUUGACAACCGAGGAAAGCAGGCUGGCGGCUUGUCUGGCGGCCGAGACACCUACGGCAGCAGCACCACUGGCCGCUCUACCGGAGAGACUGGCUAUGGCUCCAGCACCGGUCACUCUUCCGGACAGACUGGCUACGGCUCCAGCAACCCUUUGUCCAGUGGCACUACCGGCCACUCCACUGGUCACUCUGGCUACGAGUCCAACAACCCUUUGUCUAGCGGCACCACCGGCCACUCUUCUGGACAGACCGGCUACGGUUCCAGCAACCCUCUGUCAAGCGGCACCACCGGCCACUCUUCUGGACAGACCGGCUACGGUUCCAGCAACCCUCUGUCAAGCGGCACUACUGGCCACUCGACUACCCACGGCUCCAGCAACCCCUUGUCUGGCAGUGACACAUACGGCAGCAACACCACUGGCCGCUCCACCGGGCAGUCUGGCUAUGGGUCUAGCAACCCCCUCUCAAGCGGUACCACCGGCCACUCCACUGGCCACUCCAGCAACCCCUUGACUGGCAGCGAUACCUACGGCAGCAGCACCACUGGCCGCUCUACCGGACAGACCGGCUAUGGCAACAACCCCCUGUCUAGCAACACCACCAGCCACACCGGACAGUCUGGCCACGGGUCCAGCAACCCUCUGUCCAGCAGCGACAACUACGGUAGCUCCACCGGUCACUCCACCGGACAGACUGGUUACGGCUCCAGCAACACUGCCGACAACUACGGCAGCAGCACCACCGGCCGCUCCACUGGACAGUCCGGCUACGGCUCCAGCAACACUGCCGACAACUACGGCAGCAGCACCACUGGCCGCUCCACUGGACAGACAGGCUACGGCGAUAACUCCGGAGCCAGUGGCAGCAACUACGCCGAUCAGACCUCAAAGACUGGCAAUACCACUGGUCCCCACGGCUCUGACCUCUUGAACAAGCUUGACCCCAGAGUUGAUGCGAAGGACACCCUCGGCAGCCAGCGCAACUAUUAG